Phytophthora nicotianae INRA-310 is the source of this 303-nucleotide messenger RNA. RefSeq lists its product as hypothetical. NCBI's taxonomy places the organism in Eukaryota, Oomycota, Peronosporomycetes, Peronosporales, Peronosporaceae. The record is from RefSeq and is a predicted model, not a curated record. The coding region runs from base 1 to 303 and encodes 100 amino acids. The transcript has 2 exons.
AUGGUCAGCUUCGGACUGGGCGCAGAUCACGCUCAGCUCGGGCACUACCGGGACCUUCAUCACCGUGGCGUUGACCUGCACUCGGCAUGCUGCCAUGGAAAAAAGUGCCGUUCUACCUCCUCGUACAGCUAUUGGACUGUCGGCUUCGGCUCGCGCGUGUUCUCGCUCAACCACUUCUACUUCUGGAUCCCGCUCGUGGCCCCGAUUCUUGGUGGUGCUGUCGGCGGCAUCGCGUAUGAAGGGAUGAUCGACUACCACCACCUCACCCGCUCGCACGGCCAGUAUCCGGAAUUCCGCUACUAG